CUAAGUUCACAGCCUCAGGUUAGCGAAGUCAUAAGUCAGAAAGAAUUUUUUUUUUUAAUAAGAGUUGUAAACUCUUGGAACAGACUGCCAGUGUGUUGUGACGGCACCAAUUGUAAGCUCAUUUACGACCAGACUUGUUCAAGACUGGCGCAGUUUCUGAUACUGAACAUUCUGGAGCCAGUGCAUGCCCUGUACUAGCCAACAGUGCGUAAAAGACAUUUUUCAGUACCCAAAGAGGCAGUACAGCUGACUUCACUUUUCCUAGCUGUGUGUUGGACAGCCAUUCAUAGGUUGACAUCGAGUUCAAGAGAGAAGUUAACAAAACCAGUGAGGUGAGGUGGUGCUGCGAGGUGGUGCUGCGAGGUGGUGUCACGAGGCAGUGAAAUGUUUGACCAAAUUAGAUGUUUUCUUCACAACCGAAGGAGGAGACGAGGACCACCAAGGGAUUGUGUUGAGAACAUGGGUUUUGACGAGGAGCUGGGAGAGCCGAGGGAUGGACGUGAGCCGGACGCAGACCAUUCUCAUGCUGAAGACAUUGAACCUCUCCAUCCACUGUUCUCGGUGAUCAAGGGUGGUAACGUGGAGGAGUUACGACAGCUGCUGACUGAGGCACCGGAGGCCUCGGUGUAUGGCAGCCUUGAGCCCCUCCUCCUCCUCGCCGCCGAGCUCCACAACCUAGACAUCAUUAACCUGCUGCUCGACCACGGCGCCCAAGUGAAGGCGGUGGACGAGAAGGGCAACAAUGUGUUACAUAAGGCGACGGCCAAUCCUUGUGACUUCGACACUCAAGAGAGGCUCCAGGAAAUACUUCAGAAGUUCCUCGAUGCUGAUGUAGAAGUUAAUUCGAAAAAUGAACAAGAUGAGUCACCACUCUUCUUGGUUGCCAGUUUUCAGCCUCCAAAUAUUGUGGAGUUUUUGUUAUCCAAAAGAGUACGAGCAGAUCCUACGGUAGUGACAAAGAAAGGUGAGACUGUGCUCCACGGGGCCUCAAUAAAGGGCUGUGCUUCCAGCCUCACGCACCUUCUCAAAACUGGCCGCAUCAGUCAUCUCAUCACUAAGCUGGACCAAGAUGGUAAAGCACCCUUCUACUAUGCUGUUGGCAGUAACUCUUUUGAAUGUUGUGAAGUUUUGUUGAACCAUGGAGACCACUUGACCACGAUGCUCUUGGAUGAUGACUCCCGCUGUUCAUAUCUGCUUAAGAACCUGCCGUCUGCUACAGAACUCCUCGAACGACAAUUUAAUGCACGCAUCGCAGUAACCAGGAAUCAUGAAGACUGCAGCAUCAGCUUUGACUAUACUGGGAUACUGCCACCGGAGGAGGGCGAGAACCUAUCAAAUAAUAGAAAGAUACAGAGUUCUCUUAUAGAUGACCUAAACAACACAGGCUCGGAAAAUCUUCUUAAACAUCCGCUUAUAGAGACUUUUCUCGGCCUAAAGUGGAACAAAAUAAGGUUUUUAUUUUACACCAAACUUUCAUUAUUCCUUAUUUUCUUGUUAAUUCACACAAUCUACGUCGUCAGAGUAUAUACGAAGGGGUCGAAGAUAAAGGAAGAUUUUUUUAGUUACCUGAUGUUUAGUUCUUCUCAUAUGUUUAUGUACCUACUCAUUGUGUUUUUAGAAGUAAUUAUUACUCUUGGUAACCUAAAAAUGUAUCUUAAGCAUAUGGAGACACUCACAAAAGCCAUAGCACUGAUCUCGUCUGCAUACGUUGUGUUCAGCAAUGCCUCUUAUGUGAAGAUCAAGUCAAAUGUCAUUGCCAAUUUAACAUCAGAAUAUACAAAAGAAAAUGAAACACGCGAGUCAUUGUCAAUGGACAGACAGAUAGCUGCAGUGUCAGUGUUCUUUGGUUGGACUGAGUUGAUGAUGAUGUUUGGACGACUUCCUAGUCUUGGCUCCAAUAUUCUCAUGUUUGCACACAUAGCUAAAUCAACCAUUAAAUUCAUAGUAACAUUUGCUGCCUUGUUAAUUGGGUUUUCGACUAGCUUUAUGGUUUUAUUCUACAACAAUGAACUUUUUAAAAAAUUUUGGAAGAGCUUGAUGAAGACAUUGACGAUGACGAUAGGGGAGGUGGACUACAAUGACUUGGUGGACACACACACGGACUACAUCAGCUACAUAAUGUUGGUAGCAUUUAUUUUUCUCGUUUGCAUUUUGAUGGCCAAUUUUCUUGUUGGUUUGGCUGUUGAUAACUUAUCUAAGUUAGAGCAACUCGGUAAAAUUGAGAGACUAUCCAAACAAGCAUCUUACAUAGUCGCGUUUGAGAAACUGACAUUCUAUGCUCAAAGGUGUCACGUGUUUCCACGCCGAAUGACAACAACUUUGACUAAAAGCCUCAAAGUGGAUAAUAACAAAAACUUUCAUGAGACUUCAACUAAAAAGUUUCUCUGUCAUGAAUAUUACAUCACCAAAAACGUGGCUCGAGAGGCCUGUGAUAUUGCAAGUGCCAACAAGACCACGGACGCCGGAGUCAAUGUGAACAGUGAAGAACUAACAAGAGCAUCACUAAAAACAUCAAAAGAGAUAAGGAAGAUGAAGCAACUACUUCAAGAACUUUCCAAUGUGUUGCAAUCCCGGAGCUCAAAUUAGGGAAGAUGAUGUGAUACUUUGCUAAUGUUGAUCAUAGGCUGUGUGUAUAUUGUGGUGGAUACUCUCCCCUACAACUGUCGCUGACCAGCCGAUCCCACGGCAAGUUUCUCAACCAAACCAAGUUGUCUGACUGCACGGGGGGAUCGACCAGCAGCGACGUUCACUUCCGGCGGACUCGUGUAUGUAAGCCCCCAGCCUCGCCGUGAAGCCCAUUCUACUCAACGCUCUCAAACCAGACAAGACCUCCUCUCAACAAGCUCCUCACCACACAGCA
Molecule: messenger RNA, 2860 nt
Organism: Homarus americanus (American lobster)
Lineage: Eukaryota; Metazoa; Arthropoda; Malacostraca; Decapoda; Nephropidae
Product: transient receptor potential channel pyrexia-like
Exons: 5
Coding region: 385-2586 (733 amino acids)
Biological process (GO): monoatomic ion transport; transmembrane transport
Cellular component (GO): membrane
Molecular function (GO): protein binding; monoatomic ion channel activity
Source: RefSeq, a predicted model, not a curated record